This is a messenger RNA of Morchella importuna, 951 nucleotides long. RefSeq lists its product as uncharacterized. Gene Ontology annotation, cellular component: nucleolus. The record is from RefSeq and is a predicted model, not a curated record. The transcript has 2 exons. NCBI's taxonomy places the organism in Eukaryota, Fungi, Ascomycota, Pezizomycetes, Pezizales, Morchellaceae. Bases 1 to 951 code for a protein of 316 amino acids. Gene Ontology annotation, molecular function: rRNA (adenine) methyltransferase activity.
AUGACACGAGUAAAGAAGCCGAAACGGACCGGAUCGAUCCUUCUGUCUCGACAUCGUAACGCCGGGACUAAGGACAGCGUGCUUCCCGUGCCUCACGCCCACCCCGUUACCACGUCAGCCUUAUCGUCCAAGACCGGAAGGACUGUUAUACGAAAACACCAUACUCUACACAAAAGGCUUUCCCAAGCUUUGAAAAAAAAUGACGUCGAUACAGCGGCGGCUAUACAGGCAGAGAUCGAAGCAAACGGUGGAUUAGAAAAAUACCAACAAGCAAGUAUUUGUGGUCAGUCGAGCCAGCGGGGAGGUGAUUCAUCGAAAAUUUUUAUUGAGUGGAUCGGGGAAACUCGGCGAUCAUCAAAGUUAAAGUCGGGCAAAGCCGACAAUACGACUGGCCAUGUCGGAGGGCAAAGAUUCAGACUCCUUGAAGUGGGAGCUUUGAGUCCGGAUAAUGCUUGCUCCAAGUCGUCCAUGUUUGAUGUGAAGCGGAUUGAUCUUAACUCUCGACAUCCGAGUAUUGAGACACAAGACUUCAUGGAACGUCCUCUUCCUAAGGACGAUAGCGAGCGGUUCGAUACCAUCUCACUGUCUCUGGUUCUGAACUACGUGCCUUUGCCGGCUGCAAGAGGAGAAAUGCUUCGACGGACGACAAAAUUUCUUCGAGACGUAUCUUUAGCCCAGGAUGAUUCUCCGAUUUCAGAGUUAUUUCCAUCUCUUUUCUUAGUACUUCCAGCCCCUUGCAUCACAAACUCGAGGUAUCUCGACGAGGACCUCCUUGUAGAAAUUAUGAAUAGCCUUGGUUACACUCUCGUGUGUUCGAAACUGAGCGCUAAACUGAGUUAUCAGCUGUGGCGUUUGAUGAGGAAAGAGUUAACGCAAGUCUCAGGGUUAGAGAAAAAGAAAGAAGUGAAUCCUGGCAAGACACGAAAUAACUUCGCAAUCUUAUUGGAUUAG